Microplitis demolitor is the source of this 1900-nucleotide messenger RNA. RefSeq names its product nucleoporin SEH1-A (gene Nup44A). Gene Ontology annotation, molecular function: protein binding; structural molecule activity. The coding region runs from base 183 to 1421 and encodes 412 amino acids. Lineage: Eukaryota; Metazoa; Arthropoda; Insecta; Hymenoptera; Braconidae. Gene Ontology annotation, biological process: cellular response to amino acid starvation; positive regulation of TORC1 signaling. The transcript is spliced from 6 exons. Gene Ontology annotation, cellular component: Seh1-associated complex; nuclear pore outer ring. The record is from RefSeq and is a predicted model, not a curated record.
AGUUUAAAUUUAUCGCCGACGCUCCAACGCUUAAACAUCAACAUAACCUGCCAGCUUAUUUACUAAUUACUAUAUUUAUUUAUAUUAUUUACAUUUUAUAAUAACAGUAACAAGUCCAUUUAAUUCAAUUAAUGUCACAUUUAUAUUCCUGAUUUUUUUUACUGGUAAGUUAUUUUAUAAAAAUGUUUGAGGCGCACAAUCUGUACGCGGAGCACAAGGAUCUGAUCCAUGAUAUUGCCUACGAUUAUUAUGGCCAGCGUAUGGCAACAUGUUCUAGUGAUCAAUUUGUCAAGGUCUGGGAUGAAGACGAUCAAGGCAACUGGCACUUGAGCGCAUCAUGGAAAGCGCACAGUGGUUCUGUUUGGAAAGUAACUUGGGCACAUCCAGAGUUUGGACAAGUAUUAGCAACAUGUUCUUUUGAUCGUACUGCAUCUGUUUGGGAAGAAAUUGUUGGUAGAAGUUCUGGACCAAAUGAACGCGGUAUGCGUCACUGGAUACGACGAACGAAUCUAGUGGAUUCGCGAACGUCUGUGACAGACGUUAAAUUUGGCCCUAAAACAUUAGGAUUAAUAUUAGCGACAUGCAGCGCUGAUGGUGUAAUUAGAAUUUAUGAAGCACCGGAUGUUAUGAAUUUGAGUCAAUGGACUCUGCAGCACGAUAUCAAUUGCAAGCUCGCUUGCAGCUGUAUCUCCUGGAACCCAUCAAUGUCUAGACUCCACCCGCCAAUGAUCGCUGUCGGUAGCGACGACACUAAUGCUACAGCAGGCGGCAAAGUCUUUAUUUACGAGUAUUCCGAAAAUAGCAGACGCUGGACGAGGACCGAAACAAUCUCGAACGUCGUCGAGCCCGUCCACGAUAUCGCUUUCUCCUCGAACCUCGGCAGGAGUUAUCAUACUCUAGCCAUUGCCACCAAAGAUGUUCGGAUCAUAACUCUGAAGCCUAUUCAGGAUAGCGCCCAAAAUGGUCUAUCACGAUUUGAAAUAACGACGGCAGCACAAUUCGACGAUCAUUACUGCACCGUUUGGCGCGUCUGUUGGAACACAAUGGGAACUAUUUUAGCCAGCUCUGGGGAUGAUGGAUGUGUAAGGCUAUGGAAAGAUAAUUAUAUAAAUAAUUGGAAGUGUGUUGCUGUGUUAAAAGGCGACGGCACUUCAACAUUAAGUACCGAAGUAUCCCAGAGCGGAACACCACCUGGACAAUCAAAUAACACACAGUUGCCAUUAUCAACAACAAGUUACAGAACAAUAGCUAUUGCUGAGGCGAGCUGUGAAAAAUCGAUGAUAAAUGUCCCCCCGGCAAAUAAAUGGCAAGCACCUGUGAUUAAAGGACGAUUUAGUAAGACUGUUUGGUUGGGUAAUCCAAGUGAAACGGCAUUACCGCCUCCGCCGUCAGUCCUCGAGUACUCGAGAGUAAAAAAGUAAAUAUUUAAUAUGCAUAUACUUUAUCGAAUGUUCCGUGACAUUUUUUAAAUAUUUAAUAUUUAAAUUAAAACUCUAAGAAUUUAUGUUUACUUUUUUAUUUUUUAAGUACAAGUUGGCUUUGAUUGAAAAUGUUUUUUAAAUUGUUAAAUAAUACGCUUAGAUAGUAGAUUCAGGAUAAUUAAGUAUUACGAUAGUUUUUACUUUUAUUAACAGUGUGCUAAGUCAAUACAAGUUGCAGAAACUUGGGCGGAAAAAAGGUGUAAAAUUAUAUAUGAGCUAUUAAGAAUUAACUUUGGGUAAAUUAGUUUUUUUUUAGAUGAAGAGGAUUUAAUUGCUGCUCCAACAAAGAUAUUUAUUUUAUUUACCUCUAGUUCAAGGGGUAGACUGUUAUAACUUAUAACUUAUACAAAUUUUCUAGGAGAAUAUCUUUGGCAAGUUAUUUAAAUUUUGUUAAUUAUUUUUUUCUGAAAUUUUUUUUU